Messenger RNA from Mycena indigotica, 2607 nucleotides. Its product is annotated as Phosphoinositide phospholipase C. The transcript has 6 exons. The record is from RefSeq and is a predicted model, not a curated record. Bases 1 to 2607 code for a protein of 868 amino acids. Gene Ontology annotation, biological process: phosphatidylinositol-mediated signaling; lipid metabolic process. Gene Ontology annotation, molecular function: phosphatidylinositol-4,5-bisphosphate phospholipase C activity; calcium ion binding. NCBI's taxonomy places the organism in Eukaryota, Fungi, Basidiomycota, Agaricomycetes, Agaricales, Mycenaceae.
AUGUCGCUCCCCACCACUCUCCCCAUGUUACGGAAAGCAACCAGGUUGCUCACCCCCACUGCAAGCCCGGGUAUCCGUGCCACCAUUCGAAGACGAUUCUCGCGUUCAAUGUCGCGUCAACCGAGCGAAGAGACUCCUCGAAGUUCAACAUCGAGCGCGGAAGAGACCGUUCCCCAAUUUAAAGUGUUGCAAGAUGGCAUAUACCUAACCAAGAUAUCAACUAAGCGACAGCGUAAACUUCUUUUCCGCCUCGACCGUGAGCGCGGGCAGCUCAUUUGGGAGUCGAAAGUUAAGAAAUGCAUCCCCGUCGAUGCCAUCCGGGAAAUGCGUACUGGACCAGAAGCCCAGAACUACCGCGCCCACCUGCUCCAGCCACCGCUUGAAGACUAUGAAGAAAGAUGGCUGACCGUUGUCUAUGUUGUUCAGGCCACGUACAAAACCCUGCAUCUGGUCGCACCAUCGAAGGAACUUAUGGACUCCUUCGUUCAGGCUUUGUAUAAGCUUUACGCCAUCCGUUCAGAACUCAUUGAUAGUCUGAAUGACGGAGAACGUCUCGAGGCAGCUUGGGAGCGACAUUAUUGGAACGGCUGUGGUAUGGUUUUUGACGAUAUCCGGAGGCUUUGUCGUCGGAUGAACGUCGGUCAAGACGAUGCUACAUUACAGUCCCUUUUCAAGGAAGCUAAUCUGCGUAAUGAUGGCUGCCUCGACCUCGAUGAAUUCCGGAGUUUCGCGAGAAUGCUCAGAGCCCGUCCGGAGGUUGAGCGUAUCUACAACCGACUGACAAAGAAGCACAACCACUGCUUCGAUUUCGAUGCUUUUCGGGCCUUUAUGGUCGAUGUCCAAUGUUCGACUCUUGGAACCUCUCAGCUGCAAGCAAUCUUCUAUUCUUAUGUGGACACCGUCUCUACGAGCUCGACUCCAGCCAUUAUGCCUCUUGAAUCAUUCACAGCCUUUCUUAUCUCGGGAGACAACCCUGCUUUCCAAGAACAUUCCUCGACCAUUCUUUCCCAUAAACGACGUCCCAGUCUAAUGUCCCCUUCCGUUCCUUCGUUCAACGAAGCUUCGCAAGAUAUGACCCGUCCGCUUUCGGAGUAUUACAUAUCCUGCUCACACAACACCUACCUCUCUGGCCAUCAACUUGUCGGAGAAAGUACAGUCGAGGGUUACAUCAGGGCUUUGCAAGCAGGCUGCCGGUCUGUCGAAAUCGACAUACAUCCAGGGACACCCGCUCCGAUCGUCACCCACGGAAAUACGCUAACCAGCAAGCUAUCCCUCCGUGCAGUUUGCGAGGCCAUCGACAAAUACGCCUUUGUUGCUUCGCCAUACCCGCUCAUUAUAUCGGCUGAGAUUCAUUGCUCCGUCGUCCAGCAGGAUAUGAUUGUGGAUACUAUGAGUGAGGUCUUCGGGGACAAGCUAAUUAGGAUGCCGCUUGGGGAACGAAUCGCUGUCGGGCAGUUGCCUAGUCCGGAGGACCUGCGUUUCAAAAUUCUCGUGAAAGCGAAAAACGUGCACAUCGGUCAUGAAGAGACUAAUUCUGGGGUAUCGGAACCCGCUUCUCAUACCUCAUCGUAUUCGACUGGAGACGACUCGGAAGCUGGUCGCGACAGCUCUCUCCUGCGAGUUAUCAAACAUGUUCGUCGAAGGAGUAGAGGGAGUUCGCAAUCGGAGUCUUCGCCUCCGUCUGCUUAUCUCCCCCUUCCACCUGUUUCAAGGUCGUCGUCUUCUGCUGGAUCGGACAACAGUACCAAACCCAAGAUUUCCCCGGCACUCUUAUCACUCCUAGUCUAUACUGUUGGGGUCAAGUACAGAGGCAUCAACAAAAAGGAGGACUACGCGCCAGAGCAUAUGUUCUCACUCUCUGAGACCAUGGCCAACAAAAUCCUGCGCUCUCCUGCUGGGAUGGCGCUCGAUCUUGUCAAGCAUACCCGCACGCAUUUAGUCCGAGGGUAUCCAAAAGGCAGUCGAGUUGCCUCCUCCAACUUUCUGCCUCAUAACUCCUGGAGUAUGGGCUUGCAAUUGCUGGCGAUGAACUGGCAGACGACAGAUGUGGGCUGGCUGAUCAACUAUGCCAUGUUUCAGCGAAACGGAGGGGUCGGUUAUGUCUUGAAGCCCCCGGCGCUUCGUUUACCCAACCAUAAGCAACUCUUAUCGAAGACAUCGCAGCAUGUCCUCGAGCUGACCGUCAUCUCCGCCCAGCAACUUCCCUCACUUCAGAACCGCAACACCCUCGACCCAUACGUCGAGGUAUCGCUGUACUUUCCAGAGUCGACUGGUUUCGCUGCACAGUCCCUUCUACUCCAGCCACCAACCAGUGCGGUUAUGCCCGUCCGUCGCACUUGCACCGUCAAGAAUAACGGCUUCAAUCCUGUGUGGGAAGAGAAACUGAUGAUACCAUUCACCUGCGUGGGGGACAUGCUGGAUUUGGUUUUCGUGCGCAUCGCUGUUCGACAGGACGGGUCUUCAGAAGAGGAGGUGCCGCUCGGCGUGUAUUGUGUGUCGCUGGCGUGUUUGCCAGCUGGAUAUCGGCAUCUGCCGCUGCAUGACGCGCAGCUUUCGCAGUUUCUCUUUUCCUCCCUGUUUGUUAAAGUCGCAAUCAAUGACUUGUGA